This is a messenger RNA of Exophiala dermatitidis NIH/UT8656, 1359 nucleotides long. RefSeq lists its product as uncharacterized. Gene Ontology annotation, biological process: regulation of transcription by RNA polymerase II. NCBI's taxonomy places the organism in Eukaryota, Fungi, Ascomycota, Eurotiomycetes, Chaetothyriales, Herpotrichiellaceae. Bases 1 to 1359 code for a protein of 452 amino acids. Gene Ontology annotation, molecular function: DNA-binding transcription activator activity, RNA polymerase II-specific; RNA polymerase II cis-regulatory region sequence-specific DNA binding. The transcript has 4 exons. The record is from RefSeq and is a predicted model, not a curated record. Gene Ontology annotation, cellular component: nucleus.
AUGAAGAUCAAGUGCACUUACCCAGACUGCUUCCGGCACUUCUCCUCGAGAGAGGCCAUGACAACGCACAAGAUCAAAGAUCCAGACCACAGCUACUGCGAAAAAUGCGAUGUUGACUGCGAGGAUGACAUGCUACUCUUUAUCCACCAACUCGGCUCUGCUGCCCACAUCUGUUGCCCUGUCUGCGCCCUGGAGUUCAAAACCGCCGCAGGCAGAGAUCGACACCUUGAACAGAAUCAUCGAACCGCCCAAAAGCUCGACUGUGCUGGCUGUCAGGAGAGAUUUACUUCUGCCUCGGCCCUGAUGCACCACAUUGAAAACGACGAAUGCUCAGUCAUCAGACAGACGGACUUUCAGAUGCAGCGGGCCGAAAAGCAGAUUCACAAAGAUGCCUUCUUGGCCAGCGGAGAACCAUUCAGCACCACCGCCUCCGGCUACUACGACCCUUCCAAUCUAAACGCAAACAAUGGUACAGACCUACUCGGCGCUAGAGACGUCCACGAUUCGAGCAGAUCUCUCAAGAAUGCCUUGGGGGGCCCGGUUCUUCCUGAUUCGUACGAGCAGUUCCCUCCACUCUCAAAACCAACCGCACCAUCCCAGGCAACCGAACAACCAACCCCAACAAAGUCUGCUCUUGGUAACAAUGCGCACGACACAGCAACCAACCUCAUGGAUUUCGAUAAGGUCGAAAAGGGCAUGGCUGGCUUGGAGGUUGGCCACAAUGCUUGGACCAAGUGGGCUCAAGGUGGAAAAGCGGCAGACAGCCAAGGUUACAUCAAAGGUUGGCUCGCUACGAUGAACAGCUCGAGCAACCCGCCAAUGGACAAUGUCAGUGAGGUGGCUUCCAUGUACGACAAGAAGGCUGUCUCGACCGUCUCUGCAAAUAUUCCUCCUAGUGUCGCUCCGAGUGUCCCUCCCAGCGUCACUCCUAGUAUGCGGCCUCCUAAUCCCAAUCCAUCGACGGUUCACGAGCGCAUCAUCCAUAUGCCGGCGCACUCGAUCGUUUCCACCAAUGCCCCAUUGGAUAUCGAGCUGUUCUUCGAUUCUCUGCACCAGAAAUACAUCUGCCCGGGCCAGAAGUGCGGUCGACAAUUCGCAACGCCUCACAACUUCCGACAGCAUUUGCUCACAUCGGCUCACGUCGGCGGACAAGUUACUUGUCCUACUUGCUUGAAGCGAUUCGCCACCACCUUCGCAUGGGUUGCUCACUGCGAGUCGGCCAGCAAGAGAUGUGACAUUCGAAACAGCACCAAUUUCAACCACGUUCUCCGUGAAAUCACUGGUGGUGUCUUGGGCGCCCAGGGAUACAUGGAGGAUGGUACGGUGCAAUAUGUCGCACCUAAGAUUGAGGAUUGGUAG